AUGUCGGCGGAUGCUAGCACAAAUUCGAAUGCUUCCCUAGACGAAAAAAAUUUAAACAUCACUUCAGAAGCUGAAAUCAAGAAUGAAGAUGUAACCGCAGAACCAGUUCUGAGCACGGUGCUAUCGCCCAACGGUAAAGUUGUCUACAUCGGUGACAAGGUUGAUGAGGCCAUGAAGUUGGCUGAGGAGGCCAAAGAAAUUGAGGUGACACCAGAAGAGGAUAGAAGACUACGUUGGAAGAUCGACUAUUGUAUGUUUCCCCUAAUGUGUAUACUGUAUGCCGUCCAGUUUAUGGACAAGAUUUCCACUGGUUCAGCGGCAGUCAUGGGAUUAAGAACUGACUUGAAAAUGCAUGGUGACCAGUACUCGUGGGUCACUUCUGCCUUUUAUUUCGGCUAUUUAUUCAUGAACCUAGGCCCGGUACAGUACAUUUUCCAAAGAACCAGCCACAUGUCCAAAAUGCUUGCGGUUUUUAUUGUCAUAUGGGGGAUGCUAUUGGCUUUACAUGCAGCUCCAACGGUUAAAUACCCUUCUUUCAUUGUCCUGAGGGUACUUUUAGGUUGUGCGGAAAGUGUUGUCACGCCCUGCUUUACCAUCAUCACUGCUCAAUACUGGAAAACAGAGGAACAAUUCACCAGAGUGUCAAUUUGGUUUGGUAUGAAUGGUCUUGGCUCCAUUCUGAUCAACGCAAUUGCGUAUGGUGUAUACAUUCACCAGGACUCUUAUGCUAUCAAAGGUUGGAGAACCUUAUUUGUCGUUACUGGUGUGAUAACAAUCUUCAUUGGUAUCUUGAUAUUUUUGUGGAUCCCUGACGAUCCAUCAAAAGCGAGAUUUUUAUCCAAAAGAGAAAAGUUAAUGGUUGUCCAAAGAAUUAGGUCUAACCAACAAGGGUUCGGUAAUCACGAAAUCAAAAGGUACCAAAUCAUAGAAGCGUUGAAGGAUGUCAGAACGUGGUUAUAUGUCCUCUUCACUGUGAGCUCUAAUAUUCCUAAUGGUGGUAUUUCAAGUUUUAUGAGUAUUUUAUUGAAUAGUGACUUUGGAUAUUCAUCAAAGGAAACCUUAUUAAUGGGUUUACCUACCGGUGCCGUUGAAUUGGUUGGCUGUCCACUUUUUGGUAUUCUAGCAGUUUACGCAGCCAACAAGAAAAUACCAUUUUGGAAAUAUAAGUUGAGUUGGGCUAUUUUUGCUGCUGUCUUAGCAUUGAUUGCUAGCUGUAUGUUGGGAUUUGCAACUAACUCCAAAAAAGCAAGACUGGCAGGUGCUUACCUAUGGUACAUCUCGCCUGUCUCAUUUAUCUGCGUACUUUCCAAUAUCAGUGCCAAUUCCUCAGGGUAUAGCAAAAAAUGGACUGUAUCUUCGAUAAACUUGGUAUUUUAUGCUGCAGCGAACUUAGCAGGCCCACAAACCUUUAUUUCUAAGCAGGCUCCCAAAUAUCAUGGUGCUAAAGUCGCUAUGGUCGUAUGUUAUGCUGUUAUGAUCGUACUUCUAUCUGCAAUACUUAUUAUCAACUUGAGGGAAAAUAAGAGACGUGAUAAGAUAGCCGCUGAGAGAGGCUUUCCUGAAGAAACAGAGAAUUUAGAGUUUUCUGAUUUAACAGAUUUUGAAAAUCCAAAUUUCAGAUACACUUUGUGA
Molecule: messenger RNA, 1632 nt
Organism: Saccharomyces paradoxus
Lineage: Eukaryota; Fungi; Ascomycota; Saccharomycetes; Saccharomycetales; Saccharomycetaceae
Gene: DAL5
Product: allantoate permease
Exons: 1
Coding region: 1-1632 (543 amino acids)
Biological process (GO): transmembrane transport; tripeptide transport; allantoate transport
Cellular component (GO): plasma membrane
Molecular function (GO): allantoate transmembrane transporter activity; dipeptide transmembrane transporter activity
Source: RefSeq, a predicted model, not a curated record